Seriola aureovittata is the source of this 992-nucleotide messenger RNA. RefSeq names its product transcription factor HES-2-like. The coding region runs from base 1 to 321 and encodes 106 amino acids. Gene Ontology annotation, cellular component: nucleus. The record is from RefSeq and is a predicted model, not a curated record. NCBI's taxonomy places the organism in Eukaryota, Metazoa, Chordata, Actinopteri, Carangiformes, Carangidae. Gene Ontology annotation, biological process: regulation of neurogenesis; regulation of transcription by RNA polymerase II; anterior/posterior pattern specification. Gene Ontology annotation, molecular function: RNA polymerase II cis-regulatory region sequence-specific DNA binding; protein dimerization activity; DNA-binding transcription factor activity, RNA polymerase II-specific. The transcript has a single exon.
AUGGUGGAGAAGUUACGCAGAGAGCGAAUCAACAGCAGCAUUGAGCAGCUCAAGUCUCUGCUGGGUCCAGACUUCCUCAAACAGCAGUCAGACUCUAAGCUGGAGAAAGCAGACAUCCUGGAGAUGACAGUUUGCUUCCUGACACAGCUGCAGCAGCAGAAUCAACAGCAGAGAAGACUGCUGAACCUCGUCAACAAGUUGCAGUCUUCCUCUGAGAAGAACCUGAUGGAGGCUGACUUCUCUCUCCUGAGCUCCACAGUCCAGACCAGCAUCACCAAAGAGAUCAGGCCAGUCAACAGCGCCCUCUGGAGGCCGUGGUAGACACUUACAGACUGGACUUACUACUAGACAAACUGAGAUGACCAUGUUGGUCAAAGAUUACUGCAACUGAAUUCUAUGAAAUUUAAGGACUUGUUCUUCUGUAUGAACAGAAGGCUGUAGUUUGUAUUUUGUGCAUUUCUUUGUGUAAGAUGAGAUUUCCUAAUGGAAAUGACAACAACAAUAUCUUUCAGGUUAAGAAAGAGAACAUCUUGUCAUGCAUGUUGCAUGAAUCAAAUAUAAUUGCAUCAGCAAUUAUUAUUAUCAUACUUCACCAUACAUCAUGUAUCGGUGGUGUGUAAUGCUAUGGUAACAUUUGUUAUCUUUUGAUUGGUAUUGAUCAUUUUGAUAAAAAACUACUGAAUGUCCUUUUUUAUGGACAUAUUGUCAUAAUUGAUGUUUACGAUAUUUUAAUCUCUCUGAUUAUUCAAAACUGAUCUGUUGUAAGGUCCAAAUGUUUAUUCUUUUUUUUUUUUUAAGUUCUGCUAAAUAUCACAAUUUUGCUGUGAUAUGUCUGUGCUUCACUGUGUGUCAUGUAUUGGUAAAAUAUAAUGCAACAGUGAUAUUUGUUGCCCCUUCAGUACUAUUGAUCAUUUUGAUCAAACAUCUUAAUUGUCCUGUUUAUGGACAUUUUUUCAUGAUUGACUUUUCUCACUUUAUGUGAUUAUUCAAAA